UUGAAAGCUGCCCGGGCCUGCGGUCGUGUGCGACGGCGCAAUUCGUUGGCAUCAGACGCCGGCUUACGCCAUCGACGUGCAAGAUUUCCAGCAGCGACCAGCGAUGGCCAGCCUCCCUGCCGACAUAACAAAGCACGCGCUGUCGUUCCUCGUUGCCGCGGAGAUCCCCAGGGGGGCAGCCCUCUGCAAAGCGUGGGCGGCUGCGGCGCGCGCGCCAGAUCUAUGGCUCGCACUGUGCGAGGCGCGCUGGCCUUCCACCGCGUGCGGUGCGCUCCGCCAGGCGGUGCUGCGGCGCGGGCCGCGCGAGUACUACCGGCAGCACGCGGCCGCCCUGCGCGGCGCCACACCACGGCCUCUCCUCGAUCUCGACGAUCACCUGAUUCAGCUGGAGCUGUCGCAGAACGGGCGCGCGAUCUGUUCUGUGGCGCGGGAGGCGCGCGACGUGAUGACGCGGAAUUGCCCUCAUAAUAGCCUCGACACGGGGGGCCUCCGGGCUGGCUUAAUCUUUGAGAACCUGCGUGCGAGAGUAGACACGUCGACCGACAAUUCGUUUCCUCCGUUUCGUGCGCCGGUGUCGGUUAGCUACGUCGUGAUCCGCAAGAGCGACGGGCGCGUCGCGACCCUCGUGCCAGCUGACACGUUGGACAUGUGGUGCGGCAGUACCUUUGGGAUGGAUGACCACAAGGGUAAAUUCGCGGCCUAUCCCUCGCUCCGCGGGUCCCUGCCGGCGAUGUGCGAGCAGCAAACCGCGCUCGGCAAACCUCACUUGCAUACGAUUCGUCACAACCCCGCUAUGCCGAAGGACCUUACGGCCGACUACCUGCUCAAUCGGCUGGGCCGAGAUUAUGCCCAUGAAGUGACGGCGGAAGUGCAAAUCGGCUUAGACGCCGAGUUCCCGCGAGACGGCGUACCCUGGACCCACUCGCCGGACGCUUCGGUGGUCGUCGGUCCGGGCUACGUCGAGGUUCGUCGGAUUCUCUGUACCUUCACCGGCUGGCUCAAGGACUACGCCGGCGAGGACGACUAUGAGGACGACUAUGUCGACCAUCACAACGUCGGCUUCGACGACCUCCACAGCGCUCUCACGACGCGCCUGGUCUUUCGAUAG
Pelagomonas calceolata is the source of this 1108-nucleotide messenger RNA. Lineage: Eukaryota; Pelagophyceae; Pelagomonadales; Pelagomonadaceae. The record is from the annotation of a GenBank genome assembly.